AUGAUUCUCACAAGUCUCUCUAUUUUUUCGAUAGGCACGUCCGUUAAUCGACCCAAACUGUGUCCUUCUGCAACAUGGAAUACAACAGCAACUACCUUUGCAGAUAUGAACGCCGUUGGUAUAUAUCCACGUGGAAUUUUCAUUAACAAGAAUAACAUGAUCUGUGUUAUCAAUCAACAAUUGCAAAGUAUUCAAAUAUGGACUAAUGGCUCGUCGACUCCAAUACUAAUCGCUGUUCGAAACAAUAGCUACCCAAUGAGUCUGUUUGCUGCCGACGAUGACACUAUCUAUGUAGAUGAUGGCAGUGCUUACGUAAGUGUUUGGCAGCUAAAUCAGCCAGGUCAUCGUCCAUCAUUGUAUACUGGUGAUAGAUGCUAUGGUCUUUUUAUCGACACAAAAAAUUCACUUUACUGCUCCUUGUACAACAGACAUGUUGUCAUCAAGCGGUCACUGAAUAGUAGUGAUGUUCAGAUGACAGUUGUCGCAGGCGAAAGUUGCUACGGAUUUUUGGGUAAUAAGCUUUAUUUUCCCAUGGGAAUAUUUGUUGAUGGAAAUUACAAUUUAUAUGUGGCUGAUUAUGCAAAUCACCGAAUUCAAUUUUUUGGAUCAGGACAAUCAAAUGCAACAACGGCAGCUGGGAGUGGAGCACCUGGAACAAUCGCACUAUAUUAUCCAACUGAUGUCAUGGCUGACGCUGAUGGAUACAUAUAUAUAUUGGAUCACAAUGAUUAUCGUAUUAUAGGAUCCACCUCUUAUGGCUUUCGAUGUGUAGCUGGAUGUACUGGUUCAAGUGGUUCUGCAGCUGAUCAAUUGGCUGAUUCAUGGAACAUAGCUUUCGAUGUGUAUGGAAAUAUUUUUAUUGCUGAUAGUGGCAACAAUCGUGUACAAAAGUUUCUUCUAGCUACCAACUCUUGUGAUGCGACUACUACCAGUCAGCAGACGUCGACACCAUCAGUCAAUGCUGGUAUUUCAUACAAUCAACCGAAACUAUACGGAAAUGCAUCAUGGAAUGAAAACGCUACGACUUUCGCAGACGCAUCGACAAUUGGCAAACAGACCAUGAAUGUUUUUGUAGAUGCAAAUAACACAGUUUAUGUGAUAAAUCGCGAUUCAAUUCACAUUCAGGUGUGGGCUGGAGGGAAACUUAGUAUUUCUAAAAAUAUCGCUGUCGGUAAUGCUUUACCUACCAGUCUGUUUGUUACAGACGUCGGAGGUAUCUACAUUGAUGCUGGCGACAUUGUGGGACAAGUUUCCCAAUGGUCACUAAAUACGCUCAGUAGUACACCACUGAUGUAUGUCGGACACUCCUGCUAUGAUAUCGUUGUUGAUCUUAACAAUACCAUUUACUGUGCUUUGUCUAACAAUCAUCAGAUCAUCGCUAAGUCAUUGUAUGAAUUUUCCAAUACAGUGACCCUUGUUGCCGGUACAGGAUGUAGUGGACAGGCAUCGGAUAUGCUUGGUUAUCCUCAAGGAAUAUUUGUCACUGUCAAUUUUGAUUUAUACGUUGCAGAUACUGGCAAUUCGAGAGUUCAACUCUUUCUAUCUGGACAAAAAAAAGGUGUAACUAUGGCAGGUAACGGAGCUCCGAAAACAAUUUCACUUAAAUGUCCAACCGAUGUCAUGCUGGACGCAGAUGAUAAUUUAUUUAUUUUGGAUGCUUGUGAUAAUCGGAUAGUCGGAUCGGGACCAAACGGUUUUCAAUGCAUAGUUGGUUGCUCGAACUCAGGUGGUUCAGCUGCUAACCAAAUACUUAAAAGUCAGAGUAUGGCGUUCGACAGCUAUGGCAAUAUUUAUGUCGCCGACUAUGGCAAUUCUCGUAUUCAACUAUUUACUUUGAGCAACAGUUUAUGGGGUAAGUCUUGA
Molecule: messenger RNA, 1863 nt
Organism: Adineta ricciae
Lineage: Eukaryota; Metazoa; Rotifera; Eurotatoria; Adinetida; Adinetidae
Source: the annotation of a GenBank genome assembly